AUGGUGUAUCGCGGUUUCAAGGCGAACUCAGAACAGCGAUUGCUGUCCCUGUUCUCCGAAUUCUACGACAACCUCGGACCGAACAUUGAGCAGACCCUGCUUGGAGCAACCGGGUUCGUUACCAUGGAUCCUGUCAACGUAGAAGCGAUUUUAUCUUCACGGUUCAACGAUAUUGGAUUUGGGCCCCGGCGUAACUCAUUCUGGGCUUUCUUGGGCGAUGGGAUCUUUACCCGAGAUGGAGUUCCCUGGAAGCAUUCCCGCGAGCUUUUGCGACGACAGUUCGUCCGGAUGCAGUACCAGAGUCUCGAGGCGUUCAACGAGCACGUUGACAAUCUCGUCGAAGCCAUAAGGCGAGCCCCGGAUAUCAUCGACCUGCAGCCGAUUUUCUUCAGGUAUACUCUGGACACUAAGACCGCUCUGAUCUUCAACCAAGGGACGUGA
Messenger RNA from Rhinocladiella mackenziei CBS 650.93, 441 nucleotides. RefSeq lists its product as uncharacterized. The coding region runs from base 1 to 441 and encodes 146 amino acids. The record is from RefSeq and is a predicted model, not a curated record. The transcript is spliced from 2 exons. Gene Ontology annotation, molecular function: oxidoreductase activity, acting on paired donors, with incorporation or reduction of molecular oxygen, reduced flavin or flavoprotein as one donor, and incorporation of one atom of oxygen; iron ion binding; heme binding. Lineage: Eukaryota; Fungi; Ascomycota; Eurotiomycetes; Chaetothyriales; Herpotrichiellaceae.